AUGUCCAAGAAGGGGGCCAGCAGCCGGACUCGGGGGGACAAGGCAGAGGCGCUCACAGCACUGCAGGCUGCCAACGAGGAGCUGCGGGCCAAGCUCACCGACAUCCAGAUUGAGCUGCAGCAGGAGAAGAGUAAGGUGGGCAAGAGGCGGGAGAAGAACCAGGAGAUCCGGCAGGUGCGGGAGCACGAGCAGCACAAGAACGCAGUCCUGGUCACGGAGCUGAAGACAAAGCUGCACGAGGAGAAGAUGAAGGAGCUGCAGGCCGUGCGGGAGACGCUGCUGCGGCAACACGAGGCCGAGCUUCUGCGGGUCAUCAAGAUCAAGGACAAUGAGAACCAGCGGCUGCAGACGCUGCUCAACGCUCUGCGAGAUGGCGCCCCUGACAAGGUCAAGACCGUGCUCAUCUCGGAAGCCAAGGAGGAGGCCAAGAAGGGCUUUGAGGUGGAGAAGAUAAAAAUGCAGCAGGAGAUCUCUGAGCUCAAGGGCGCCAAGAAGCAGGUGGAGGAGGCGCUGACAAUUGUCAUCCAGGCGGACAAGAUCAAGGCUGCAGAGAUCCGGAGUGUGUACCACCUGCACCAGGAGGAGAUCACCAGGAUCAAGAAGGAGUGCGAGCGGGAGAUCCGCAGGCUGAUGGAGGAGAUAAAGUUUAAAGACAGAGCAGUCUUCGUGCUGGAGAGAGAGUUAGGGGUGCAAGCUGGGCAUGCUCAGAGACUGCAGCGGCAGAGAGACGCUCUAGAUGAGCAGCUGACCCAGGCCAGAGAGGCUGAGCGGCACCUGGGCAGCCCCAGACGGGACCUUCCUUGUACAAGCGGUGCAGGAGACGCCUCAGACCACUCGGGAAGCCCUGAACAGCAGUUGGAUGAAAAGGACGCCCGUCGCUUCCAGCUGAAAAUCGCCGAGUUGAGUGCCAUCAUCCGGAAGCUGGAGGACCGCAAUGCCUUGCUGUCAGAGGAGAGGAACGAGCUGUUAAAGCGGCUUAGAGAGGCAGAAAGUCAGUAUAAACCACUGCUGGACAAAAACAAGCGUCUGAGCAGGAAGAACGAGGACCUUUCACACACGCUGCGUCGCAUAGAAAACAAGUUAAAAUUUGUGACCCAGGAGAACAUAGAAAUGCGUCAAAGAGCUGGGGUUAUCAGGAGACCGAGUUCCCUAAAUGACCUGGACCAGAGUCAAGAGGAGAGAGAAGUGGACUUCCUGAAGCUCCAGAUCAUUGAGCAGCAGAACCUCAUAGACGAACUUUCCAAGGAGCGAGACAAGCUUCUUAGAUACCGGAAGCAAAGGAAGAAGAUGGCGAAAAUCCCCAAGCCGCCGGUGGUGGUGGAGACUUUCUUCGGGUAUGAUGAAGAAGCGUCUCUGGAGUCAGAUGGUUCUUCUAUCUCUUAUCAAACUGACCGGACAGACCAGACUCCGUGCACCCCUGAGGAUGACCUGGAGGAGGGCAUGGCCAAGGAGGAGACGGAGCUACGCUUCCGGCAGCUCACCAUGGAGUACCAGGCGCUACAGCGUGCAUACGCCUUGCUGCAGGAGCAGGUCGGAGGGACCCUGGAUGCCGAGCGAGAAGUUAAGACGCGUGAGCAGCUCCAGGCAGAAGUGCAUCGCUCUCAGGCACGCAUCGAGGACCUGGAGAAGGCGCUGGCAGAGCAGGGCCAGGACAUGAAGUGGAUUGAGGAGAAGCAAGCCCUGUACCGGAGAAAUCAGGAGCUGGUGGAGAAGAUAAAACAGAUGGAGACAGAGGAAGCGCGGCUGAAACACGAUGUCCAGGAUGCUAAAGACCAGAACGAACUGCUGGAGUUCCGGAUCCUGGAACUCGAGGAGAGAGAGAGGAAGUCACCCGCCAUCAAUUUCCACCACGUGUCCUUUGUGGACGAUGGGAGGAGCCCCCUGCAGGCGUACUGCGAGGCCGAGGGUGUGACGGACAUCCUGGUCUCAGAGCUGAUGAAGAAGCUGGACAUCCUGGGCGAUAACGCCAACCUGACCAACGAGGAACAGGUGGUCGUUAUCCAAGCCAGGACUGUCCUCACCUUGGCAGAAAAGUGGCUCCAGCAGAUUGAAGAGACGGAGUCAGCCCUGCAGCACAAGAUGGCCGACCUGGAGAGUGAAAAGGAGCUGUUUAGCAAGCAGAAGGGCUACCUGGAUGAGGAGCUGGAUUACCGCAAGCAGUCCCUGGACCAGGCUCACAAGCGCAUCCUGGAGUUGGAAGCCAUGCUGUACGAUGCCCUGCAGCAGGAGGCUGGGGCCAAGGUGUGUGCGAUGCUGUCGGAGGAGGAGCGUGAGAAGCUCCAGGUCGCCGUGGAACAGUGGAAGCGCCAGGUCAUGAGCGAGCUGCGGGAGCGGGACGCCCAGAUCCUGCGGGAGCGCAUGGAGCUGCUCCAGCUGGCACAGCAGAGGAUUAAAGAGCUCGAAGAGAGAAUAGAGGCACAGAAGAGGCAGAUAAAGGAGCUGGAAGAAAAGUUCCUCUUUCUAUUUCUGUUUUUCUCCCUAGCUUUCAUUCUCUGGUCUUAG
Messenger RNA from Elephantulus edwardii (Cape elephant shrew), 2502 nucleotides. It is a transcript of the gene JAKMIP3, whose product is annotated as Janus kinase and microtubule interacting protein 3. Lineage: Eukaryota; Metazoa; Chordata; Mammalia; Macroscelidea; Macroscelididae. The transcript is spliced from 21 exons. Gene Ontology annotation, molecular function: kinase binding; microtubule binding. The record is from RefSeq and is a predicted model, not a curated record. Bases 1 to 2502 code for a protein of 833 amino acids.